AUGGCAUUCCACAUGUUCCAGAAAAAGCAAAAGUGUGGGAACCUAAAACAGAUCGGUGGGCUCGAGCCAUCAGCCAGAGCCAGGAAGCCCAGGCUCGAACUCCGGGACAGCGAGAUGGACUCAGUGGCCUUUGAGGAUGUGACUGUGAACUUCACCCUGGAGGAGUGGGCUCUUCUGAAUCCUUCCCAGAAGAAACUCUACAGAGAUGUGAUGCAGGAAACCUUCAGGAACCUGGCCUCAGUAGACAAAUGGGAAGAUCGUAACAGUAAAAGUCUGUAUGAACAUGAGACAAAUCGAAGGCACAUGCUCUCCCACACUGGCCACAAACUGUACGAGUACCAGGAAUACGAAGAGAAGCCUUAUAAGUGUAAGGAGUGUGGGAAGGCCUUCAAACAUCGCCAGUCCAUCCGCGUACACGUCAGGACUCACACCGGCGAGAAACCUUACAAGUGCCAGCACUGUGGGAAAGCCUUCAAGCACUGCCAGUCCAUUCGCAAGCAUGAAAGGAUCCACACCGGCGAAAAGCCCUACGCGUGCAAACAGUGCGGAGAAACGUUCCGGUAUCGCCACAACUUCCAGAAACACGAGCGGACGCACACCGGAGAGCAGCCCUACAGGUGUAAGCACUGUGGGAAAGCCCUCAGUUGUCUCAGCUACUGCCGGGUUCACGAGCGAACUCACACCGGCGAGAAACCGUACGAGUGUAAGCAAUGUGGGAAAGCCUUCAGUUACGCCAGUUACAUCCGAAUACACGAGAGAACUCACACCGGAGAGAAGCCCUAUGAGUGCAAGAAGUGUGGGAAAGCCUUUAGUUGCCCAAAUUACUUUCGAAAACAUGAGAAAACGCACACCGGGGAGAAACCCUACGAGUGUAAGCAGUGCGGUAAAGGCUUCAGCUGCCCUAGAUCCUUCCGCAGUCACGAGAAGAGACACCGGGGCGAGAAGCCGUACGAAUGUAAGAUAUGCGGUAAAACCUACAGCUGCCCCGUGUACUUUCGAAACCAUGAAAGGAGACACAGCGGGGAGAAGUCCUAUGAAUGCAAAAUCUGUGGGAAGUCCUUCAGUUGUCCCAAGUAUUUUCGAAAACACGAGAGAAGUCACACGGGCGAGGAACCCUGUGAAUGUAACGACUGUGAGAACGUUCCCGUGAGUCCUCUCGCGAUAUUUCAAAGACACGUGAUGAAGGCCACCGGAGACGGACCUUACAAGUGUAAGGAGUGCGGGAAGGUCUUCGACUGCCCCAAUUACUUUCGAUGUCACGAAAAGAUCCACAGUGGAGAAAAGCCAUACGGAUGUAAGGAGUGUGGCAAAGCCUUCAGUUCCUCCAUGUCCCUUCAAAACCACGAAAGAAGUCAUAGUAGGAAAAAACCUCAUGAAUGUAAGGAAUGUGGCAAAGCCUUCAGUUUUCCCUGUUCCCUCCAGAAACACGAAAGAAGCCACACCGGGGAGAAACCCUAUGAAUGUAAACAGUGUGGGAAAGCCUUCACUUACCUCAGUUCUAUGCAAAAACACGAAAGAACUCACAGUGGAGAGAAACCGUAUGAAUGUAAGCAGUGUGGGAAAGCCUUCAUUUAUCUCAGUUCUAUGCAAAAGCACGAAAGGACCCACAGUGGAGAGAAGCCGUACGAAUGUAAGCAGUGCGGGAAAGCCUUCAUCACUCUCUCAAACGUUCAAAGGCACAUGAUAAAGCACACCGGAGAUGGACCUUGUAAAUGUAAGGAGUGUGGGAAGGCCUUCGACUGUCCUAGUUCGUUGCGAACACACGAACGGACUCACACCGGGGAGAAACCCUAUCAGUGUAAACAUUGUGGUAAAGCCUUUACUCGUUCCAGUUCUCUACGAAACCACGCGAGAACUCAUAGCGGAGCGGAGCCGUAUGAAUGUAAGGAACGUGCGAAAGCCUUCGGUUCCAGUUCUUUCUGAACACACGAGAUCACUCACACUGGAGAGAAACGCUCUGUGCACAAAUAA
Messenger RNA from Puma concolor (puma), 1971 nucleotides. NCBI's taxonomy places the organism in Eukaryota, Metazoa, Chordata, Mammalia, Carnivora, Felidae. The record is from RefSeq and is a predicted model, not a curated record.